This is a messenger RNA of Boleophthalmus pectinirostris (great blue-spotted mudskipper), 7624 nucleotides long. It is a transcript of the gene man1a1, whose product is annotated as mannosidase, alpha, class 1A, member 1. The record is from RefSeq and is a predicted model, not a curated record. Gene Ontology annotation, molecular function: mannosyl-oligosaccharide 1,2-alpha-mannosidase activity; calcium ion binding. The transcript is spliced from 12 exons. NCBI's taxonomy places the organism in Eukaryota, Metazoa, Chordata, Actinopteri, Gobiiformes, Gobiidae. Gene Ontology annotation, cellular component: extracellular exosome; Golgi membrane; endoplasmic reticulum. Gene Ontology annotation, biological process: carbohydrate metabolic process; N-glycan processing. Bases 184 to 2052 code for a protein of 622 amino acids.
UCGUUAUGGACAGCUGCUCCACUCCUCAACUUUUUACUGGAGCUCAUAACGCGCGUGUUCUCUUCCCCGCAGCCUCCUCAGCACCCAGACAUGGAUUCCUAAACUGGAACUGACCCAGACGUGAAAGCUUACAAGCUGUUGAAUUUAUUUUUUUGUUGAGUUUGUAGAAGGAAGAGGAGGAAAAUGCCUGUAGCAACUCUUUUACCUUUUACCACGACUCCUAAUAGGAAGUCUGCCAGCCCGACCUCCUUCAGGUUGACAGAGAAAUUCAUUUUACUUUUAGUAUUUAGCGCUUUCAUCACGUUAUGUUUCGGGGCUAUUUUCUUUUUACCGGACUCCUCAAAGCUGCUUAGCGGAGUUUUCUUUCAUUCCUCCGCUGUGGAGACCAACACUCGCACCAACCCGGAUAGCAAUGACUCCGGUUCGGCUGCGAAUGACGAGAAGGUCCUGGCCAAAAUCAGGAAAGACCACGAAAAAGCGCUAUUAGAGGCAAAGGAUACGCUACAGAAACGACCCGAUGAGAUUGAAAAGGACAUUUUAAUGGAGAAGCAGAAAGUUGCGAAGGAAAGCGCGGGUGUCGGUGGCAAGGAUGUGAAUCAUUUACCUAUGGUCGAGUACCAGCGGCCACCGGGAGCCACGGGGCGAGAGCCGAUGGACGCGGAGACCCGGGAGAGGCGGGCGAAGAUCAAAGAGAUGAUGAAGCACGCCUGGGACAGCUACCGACGCUACGCUUGGGGUUCCAAUGAGCUCCGGCCCGUCUCCAAGCAAGGCCACUCCAGCAAUCUGUUUGGGAGUAUAAAAGGUGCGACUAUAGUGGAUGCCUUGGAUACGCUCUACAUCAUGGAGAUGUUUGAGGAUUUUGACGUCGCCACUGACUGGGUGGAGAAGAACCUCGACUUCAAUGUGAAUGCGGAGGUGUCUGUGUUUGAGGUGAACAUCCGUUUUGUGGGAGGCCUGCUCUCAGCCUACUACUUGUCUGGGAAAGAGGUCUUCCGGAGGAAAGCAGUGGAGCUGGGAGAGAAGCUGCUGCCGGCCUUUAAGACGCCCACUGGUAUCCCCUGGGCCCUGCUUAACCUGAAGAGCGGUAUUGGCAGAAACUGGCCGUGGGCUUCAGGUGGGAGCAGUAUCCUGGCUGAAUACGGCACCUUGCAUUUGGAGUUUAUGCAUCUCAGCAAACUGUCAGGAAACCCAGAGUUUGCUCAGAAGGUGAUGAAUAUCCGAAAAGUGCUAAAUCGACUGGACAAACCACAGGGGCUGUAUCCGAACUACCUGAAUCCAAACAGCGGCCAGUGGGGACAGCAUCACGUGUCGGUGGGAGGGCUCGGAGAUAGCUUCUACGAGUAUCUGCUCAAGGCCUGGCUCAUGUCGGACAAGACGGACGAGGAGGGAAAGAAGCUCUACUACGAUGCCUUACAGGCGAUCGAGACCAACCUGAUGAGGAAGUCGAGCAGCGGUCUGACCUAUAUUGCGGAGUGGAAGGGCGGGUUACUCGAGCAUAAAAUGGGUCACCUCACCUGUUUCGCCGGAGGCAUGAUCGCCCUGGGAGCCGACGGCGCGCCCAGUGACAAGACCGGCCACCAGAUGGAGCUCGCAGCCGAAAUCGCACGCACCUGCCACGAGUCAUACGCCCGCACAGCUUUGAAGCUGGGUCCAGAGGCUUUCCGUUUUGAUGGAGGAGUGGAGGCCAUCGCCACUCGACAGAACGAGAAAUACUUCAUCCUCCGCCCAGAAGUUAUUGAAACAUACAUGUACAUGUGGAGGUUCACACACGACCCCAAGUACAGGGAGUGGGGCUGGGAGGCUGUGCAGGCUUUGGAGCAGCACUGUAAAGUCGAAGGAGGCUACAGCGGACUGAGAGACGUGUACGCCGCCAACCCCAACCACGACGACGUCCAGCAGAGCUUCUAUUUAGCCGAAACGCUCAAGUAUCUGUACCUGCUGUUUUCAGAUGAUGACCACCUCCCAUUCGAGCACUGGGUCUUCAACACUGAGGCCCACCCGCUACCGAUCCUCAAGAGGGACAAAACAGACAGACCCAACGAGGUGGAGUAACGGCCCGUCAGAAUAAGAGCACAAACCUCUCUGUCCUAUCCUGUGUAACUGAGCCUGCCCCAGCGUUGCCCCAGGACUCUUCUGGACUGGAUUUUUUAAAAUAACGUGACAAAAUUGGGGAGUUGGAGUUCGUAAUAAAAUUUUUUCUUUUUUUGUUUUGUUUUUAUUUUUCCUGGUCCUACGCUGGGCCUUCACUGCCAGAUAAUGCAGUUAGUCCGAAUGUAAUAAAGACUAAUACAUAUCUUCAGAGGAGGACGACUACGUGGCUUUGUGUAAAUUACUCUUGGGAUUAUUGAAGAGAUGUUCAGAGGUACAAUCGGACAGUUUUCGCACCAUUUGUUCACUGUUUUGUUGUGCGUCGCUACAUCUCAAAGUCAAAGUCCCAAAGCGGUGUCUGCCCGUCGCGGAUUAUUGGCUAAACUGUUCGAGGAACGCAAGACUGACUUCACAAACGCUUUUCCCUCAACAACUUUCCAGCGCUUUUCAGAUGAACUUGUAAACUAAAACCAAACUUCUGAACUGUUUUCGUGAGUUUGGGCUCUACCUGCCACUGACUUCAAUGUUCCCCACUUAAAGUUAUUAUUUAAGGGUUGUUCGGCAUUUGCACUAUGUUCCUAAAGAGGUUUGGUCAUUCUUGGUUUUCACUAAAUGACCCAGACACUUUUCCACAUGCUGUCAUUCUACUGUUUAUUGCAUAAGGGUGAACAUUGUGUUGUGUGAUUAAUCCUGGUUUCUAUCCUCUCUUCACAUUCAUCUCAAAAUACUUCAACUUGUUUCUGGUCCAGUUGAAGGUGCUGUAUUUGAUUUUUUUUUUUUUUUUUUACUGACAGUAGUUCAUUUAAAACGGUUUACAGAUGUCUUUCUAACAACUAGCAUGCUAAUUAGGGAUGCACUGAUAUGAUACUGCUGGGUCUGGUGUGGGCCAUGGUAUCGGUUAAGCUGAUAUCUUGGUUGGACGUGAUAAGACGAUUUUCAGGCUGGUGUAGACUGUCUCAUAACGUUUGAACUUUUAUUCAGACAAAUCUGGUCAAAAUCAAAUCAUUGACGAUGGGAAGGGUAAAUAACAGUUACACAAGUGCCAUUUUCAUCACUACCUACUAGAGAUGUGCAAAAAUAUCAAAAUAUCGAUCGCUCAAUGUGAUGAUACAGUAUCGAUAUCGUGGUCUGCUGUAUCGGUAUAUUAGCCUGAAUCAUCAGCUGGUUUCACUUCGUAGAAACCGUCUGAUCUCACAGUGUUAGAAUUCCUUCUCUUGACAGUAGGCGGGUACUUUUUUUAUUUAAACAAUCACUGUUAUUUGGUCGUGACGUAUGUAAUGCGCCACUAACGGGGCUAACUGGUAUAUUAAGCUUUUUCCAAUUCCUGUAGGAAGAAGGACAAUAAUGUCUUUCCCCUUGAUAAAAUUCAUCAAACAUUCUCUUUGUUCCGACUUUAAAUCCUCAAUCUCGGGAAUUGUUGCCAACACAGAAUGUAUGGCUCUUUGCUGAUUGGCUGGUGCCCAAACUCGCACUUCCGAGGUUCUUCCAAACCGUCUAGUGUAUUCCAAUUUCUGAUCUAGUCGCUGAAGAGAAAUGAAAUUGAGUGGACGCACUAGGUGGAGCCAGCCCGUCUAUCGAUAUAUCGAGUAUUUUUUGGUAUAUUUUACUAAAUUAUUUUCUUACAGCGCUACAGUUUUGUUGUUCGUUUAGAGGAAGGAAACUCAUUUAUGCGACACAUUUGACUUUUUCACUUUUUUGAGGAUUAAAAUGUUUGUGUUUCAUAUUCACUUUGCACAAGAAGUGGUUUAACAAAGACCUUUUAGUAUCACAGCCAUGAUUUAGCCUUUAUUUUUUAUUGAACCGUAUCGAAAUCAAUCUGAAACAUAUUGCAUCGAGCUGAAAGUGCACUGUACUGAGAUAUGUAUCGUAUUGUGGCCUAUAUAUCGAAGUAUGCGUGUGAGACUUCUUAAUGAUACCCAGACUACUACCUACACUUUUAUCAGCAAAUAUCAGGUAUCGACAGAUGUUUAAAAGCAAAAUAUCAGUAUCAGUAUGAGAACAGAAAAAGCUGGAUCAGUGCAUCCCUAAAACGCUUUGGAAUUGACUGCAGACAUUACACAGUGAUCACAUUUUGACCUGUUUUUAGAGCUGUUUUUACGACAUAUCUAAUGGGGCAGAACAAUUUUUGCCCAACUACAUGGACAAAAAUCGGGUACAGCCACCUUCACACAGAGUUACGUGUUUGCAUCGUAGUCUGUCGUCCAAAGAUUUACUCAUUUAAAGGUGCAGUUUGUCAUUUUUCUCAAUCAGAAAGUGUGCGUAAUGUACCUUUAAACCUCUUAAACCUACCCUUGUCUGUGAACAGCUGGACGCACCUGAGUUUUAGUUCUUAGAAGCCAACCACUCUACCACUCUGCUCCAUCUUUUAAGAAAUUGCUACGUAAUAUAAGCAAUACAUCAAAGCGGGCAGACAUUUUGAGCAUUCGUCUGUAUAAUUAAUUUGGGAGUCAUUCCUGAACAUUUUCUCGUGGCCAAACCUCUCUGGCUCAGUUGCUUCCUGUUGCUCCAUGAUCCACUUGAGUAGGACACACUGUACGAUGUUUCUCCUCCGUGAGGGGACAACCACACUUUCACCGAAGCCGGAUCUGUUCAGCUUCAAAACACCGGCCUCUGCUUGGUCACACGGUCGUAGUACCAUCUCUGUCCACACCGGGGCGCUCGUAUCUACAACAGGAGAUCAGUGAUGUUGUGUUUCGUUUACAGCAGCAGCCGGAUUGAGCGAGUUUAGUCUUUUAUUUAGUGCCUUCACUGUGUAGUCUGAGGAAGUAGCAGCUCAUUCAAGUCCACCGUACACAGCUUUAACACCAGUCAGUCUCGUCACAAAAACAAACCGAAAUCACACGCCCCAUUUUUCUGUAUUUGAAUGUAAUCAUUUUGUGUUCGCUUCAGUGUACUUGGUCUGUUUUGAAAUAUUAGAUCUUUUGCUUCAAUGAUUUCUCACCAGCUGAUUAGUUUGACUACACUGACAUCUGCUGGAGAGACGUAGACGGUGCAGUUUCCUUUCGAGAUGGGUUCAGGAACACGGUGUAUUGUGGUGCGUUCACGUCAGUCAGGUAAAUAUCUUUAUUUUUAUUAUCAAAGGUGAAAUAUUAUAAUUAUGUUGUCUCACUCAGUUGCUUUGUAGUCGUUUUAGUUUUAAAUUAUACUUGUGUGAAUGCUGAGGUUUGCAGGAUUGGUCUUUUAGAAGUUAUUAAGAGCUUUUAUCAUAUCCAAAAAUGUUUCAUGUUUGGGCAUUAUUUAUUUGAAGGCCAGCUGCUUUAAAGGUCCAAUAUUACACUUUCUAAUGUUGUUUCUUCAUCGUAAACAUGCGUGGAGUUGGGUUUUGUUUCAUUCACACAUUCAGUUUUUAAACUCCAUACAACUUUCACUAGAAUCAUUUGGAUAAUUUCAGCCCUGGAACUGCCAAGUGCGACUGAACUAAAAGUAAAAGGGUCGCUCUUAACUUGAAAACUACUGCUUCAUGACAUCACAAGGUGGAACAUUUUGAGCUUUGGAGAUGUGGACAGACUAAUAAUAAAGAAUAACUCAAACAUGUGUGAAUGAAACAAAACACAAAUUGAGGUAGAGUAUGUUUUGACGUGGAAACAACAUUCUAACACACUUAAACCUCACAAGAGUCAGUUUUGUGUAAUAUUGGACCUGUAAUAGUAACUGUAGUUGGCCUAGUAAAGCUGUUUCAUCCAAAACGAUUACUGAAUACAGCUGAGUGAGAGAUUAUAGUAAACAACUGUAUUUAUGUAACGUGGUGUAGGGUUUUUCAUUCCGCAGCUCGUUGGUAUUGACCCAAAUUGCUGGAGUUAAUCCCAUUUACAUCGGCUACAGCAGCUUUACUGUAAAACUGAAUGUACCGUCCAAUGUGAAGUGAGCCUCUUUUCUUUCUUUCUCUUCCCUCGUUUGUCGUUUUUAGAUCUAGGAUUUCUUUAUGAACGGAAAGCACAAUGACGCUGUGUGCCGAGGUGACGAGGUAACGCGCACAUUUAGAAUACUGUAUGAGACGGACACAGGGACAAAGGACGAAACACUGACGCUGCUCCUUCUGUCUUUUAGCGUCUGGAGGAGCCCGACUUUAUUAUUAUUAUUAUUUUAAAUAUACCUGAGAAUGAAGGAAGCGUUUGAAAAGUAUUGUGUGAAGAGAUUCAUCAGAAGUUACGCAGUGAGGUCCUUUUUAUUUUUAGUUUUGUCAGUCACAAGUAACUAAUAAUCAGAGUUACAAAAAGAGACCUGUUGAUACUUUGCAGUGACGUCACGCUGGGGGUGUUGUACAUGUGUCUCUAUUGGCAGAAUGUAACACAACGCACAGAUUAGUGAAAACUGUCAAAAAUGUUUUAAUAUAGUUUGAAAACUCAAGAAAAAAAACUAAAUGGAGACUUUUUUAAGCGCACAAAUGAUCUGACCUGCUGUAGUUCCAAUAAAAUCUGCUCUUUUGGGCCAGAUUGUGUUAAAAUAAAACUUAAAUUAAAGUGUAAAUUAAGUAACAGAGCUUCAGACAGAGCAGUGCAUUCAGUUAGCUUCCAUGGGAACAUUGAUAACAUCAGCUGUAAAGUAUCAAUAUACGAUUCAUAAGAAUAGAAAUGAUCAAUAAUUAGAAUAUCAGGUUAGAGUCAUCUAUUGGUUGCUCUAUUUACCUUUUUGGAGAGUUUUAAUGCUUUAUAUAUACACAAAAAAUAAUAAGAAAUAUAUUCUAUUAUAUUUUUUAUUAUAUUAUUUAUUGUUUUAAAUAAUUUGGAUCAAAUUUUGGAGUUCAUUGGAAUAUAUUGUACUGUAUUUUAUUAGUAAUACUGAGUUGAGUGUUUAGCCAGUGGAGUAUCGGAGUUAUGUCCCAAGCAGAUGUUUACAUUUAUUAAUAAUAAUUUAAACAUUUUUUGGUCAGCCAUUUAAACAAACACUUUUCUACAUAAAUCCAACUCAAAAUAUGUAGCAAAAUCACCAUUAGUAUCUUGUAUUUUGAUUUCAUGAGCUUUAAAAUGCUGAAACAGUGAAAUUCUUUGAGAUUAUUUAGUGUGUAUUUUGGUGAUGCAGUUGAUUGGACCUGUGUUUGACUUUGGCUUUGGGACCAUCCAUUCUUUAAAGUUCUCUGUUCUCAAUGGGUGAAACGUCUCUUGGUGAUUCUUGUUGACUUCUUGUUGUGUUCAAUGCUUUUCUGUUGUGAAUAAGUGAAUUGGGAUUCUACUCUUUAAGCCAGUUUUAGUCCAGAAUACUGAUUUUGGACUAAAACUGUGUCUGAUAAGGAACUCGUGUGAAUUUGAACUUGUGAAACCUCAGAAUUGUCUUGUACAGAAAAUUGCUGAUAAUCAUUCCAUUGCACAUAGUUUACUUUGUUUAUGCAAUAUUUUGAGUUGUGGGGAAUUGUUUUUGUUGUGUUGAUAUUCUUAAUAUAAUGAUUAUUCUAGAAAAGUGUACAUAUUCCACUGGAGCAGGUGAGCCGCUCUACGUUUCUAUAAAUCUCCUGGAUAUUGAAAAUGAUAUUAAGAGCAGCAGACUUUUUAAUAAACUAUAUUUGUUACACUUCUAUUGUGAAUAAAACGCUUUUAAUAAA